Molecule: messenger RNA, 856 nt
Organism: Colletotrichum phormii
Lineage: Eukaryota; Fungi; Ascomycota; Sordariomycetes; Glomerellales; Glomerellaceae
Product: arginase
Exons: 2
Coding region: 1-855 (284 amino acids)
Cellular component (GO): nucleus; cytosol; cytoplasm
Molecular function (GO): arginase activity; manganese ion binding
Source: RefSeq, a predicted model, not a curated record
AUGUCCACCGGUUUAUGUACCAUCAUCGUCUCCCCCUACCACGUCGGCACCGGCCCAAACCGCAUCCUCUCCCACAACCUAGCCGAUAAACUAAAAUCCCUCACCCCAAUCCGCUUCAUCAACAUCGGCCCCGUAGACGACUUCGAAGGCGAAAUCGGCCGCACCUUUGAACUCCUCCGCCGCACCUCCACCGCCGUCUCCCAAGCCGUCGCCGCAAACUCCUUCCCGCUCGUCCUCUCAGGAAACUGCUACGCCAGCACGGCCGUGGCAGCCGGUCUCAAUGCUACCGUCCCAGACUUGAAUGUCCAGUGGAUAGACGCGCACGACGAUCUGGAUACACCCUCGACGAACGAGAAUGGGUACCUUGAUGCGAUGGCGCUGUCUAUGGCGGCCGGGAUGAGCUGGCAUAAGUUGAUGGGCUCUGUGCCGGGCCAUAAGUCGUUGAGCCUUGAGAGGGUGGCGUAUUGUGGGUUGAGGGACGUGUCUGAGCUGCAGAGGAAGACGGUGACGGAGGCUGGGGUGGAUGUCAUCUGGGGCGACGCGGAGAGGAAAGUUGAUUUUGCGAAGGAGUUGGGGGUGUUGUUGGAUCGGAGGAGGUUUGACAGGACGCAUGUUCAUCUCGAUUUGGAUGUGCUGGAUGAGUCGUUGGGGAGGGUGAACGAGUUUCCUUCUCCGGGGGGGUUGGAUGGGGAAGAUUUGAUGGGGUGUUUGGAGACGAUUCCGAGCAAGACGAGGCCGACGUCUUUGUUUGUGUGUUCUUUUAAUGCGGAGUUGGAGGGGGGUGAUACGGUUGCUAGGCUUGCGGUGAAGGGCAUUGUGCGCUUUGUUGAGGGCUUAUUCAGACUGAUGUUCUGAA